Pseudozyma hubeiensis SY62 is the source of this 345-nucleotide messenger RNA. Its product is annotated as anion exchange. NCBI's taxonomy places the organism in Eukaryota, Fungi, Basidiomycota, Ustilaginomycetes, Ustilaginales, Ustilaginaceae. The transcript has a single exon. Bases 1 to 345 code for a protein of 114 amino acids. The record is from RefSeq and is a predicted model, not a curated record.
AUGUUUGAUGUCGCUGAAGAGGGCGUCGACAACUAUGUGUUGUGGACCUCGGAAGAAGAAUUCAAAUAUGGACUCAUGCAAGCAGUCACAGACGCCUUAUCGACCCCCUCAACGAAACUCAGCCUGGUGCCGUGUGCCAAGAGAGGUCCAUAUUGGGAGCCCUCGGAGCCCGAAAGCAACCGCGGCAUCGUCGUUUAUGGCGUCCUCCUGAUCUCGCCAGCCCUCGACACUGGAUGUGCGGAUUUCGAUUUCAUCGUAGAGACCAUUGCACCAACAGCUUCGUCGUGCGAGAUUCCUCAGCGACUCGAGUCGCAUGGGCUGUGGUGGACACCUGUACCUCAAUAG